AUGUCUCUGAAGAAGAAGGAGAAGGAGAAGGGGAAGGAGAAGGAGAAGGGGAAGGAGAAGGAGAAGGGGAAGGAGGAGGAGGAGAAGGAGAAGGAGAAGAAGAAGAAGAAGAAGAAGAAGAAGAAGAAGAAGAAGAAGAAGAAGAAGAAGAAGAAGAAGAAGAAGAAGAAGAAGAAGACGUCUCAGUCGACGUGGGAGAAGGACCAGACUGAGCGAUCGGCGCAAAGGAGAUAUGAGGGAAGUGGAAAUUCAAGUGAAAGGUAA
Molecule: messenger RNA, 264 nt
Organism: Penicillium maclennaniae
Lineage: Eukaryota; Fungi; Ascomycota; Eurotiomycetes; Eurotiales; Aspergillaceae
Exons: 2
Coding region: 1-264 (87 amino acids)
Source: RefSeq, a predicted model, not a curated record